This is a messenger RNA of Mercenaria mercenaria, 5681 nucleotides long. RefSeq lists its product as uncharacterized. Lineage: Eukaryota; Metazoa; Mollusca; Bivalvia; Venerida; Veneridae. Bases 877 to 1953 code for a protein of 358 amino acids. The transcript has 2 exons. Gene Ontology annotation, biological process: DNA recombination; DNA integration. The record is from RefSeq and is a predicted model, not a curated record. Gene Ontology annotation, molecular function: DNA binding.
ACACAACAAACAAUGAAAUGAACUUUAUUAAGAUCUUCUAACUCCAACCAAUUAUAAAGGUACAUCUAAUGACACCGUUACGCUUUCAUACGAAUGUUAGUCUUAUUUCAUUUUGAAUGCACAAUGAUUUUAUAAUUCAAUGGCAAAAACAGCCUGAAAGAGAACUUUCUUGUUAACUGGGUUAACUAAUUUUAUUGCAAACAGUCACAACAACAUGUAUAUGCAACAUAAAUGUAAUAAGAAAGCCAAACAAUAGCACACUUGACUAUUUGAAACCACAAAAUACCAAAAGCUUAUGAAGAGUUUGAAAGCAUUCAGUUCCUGACAGACAUGUUUACAUGCCAAACUUUCAUCAAGAUCUGUAAGUGAAAAGGGGGCAUAAUAUUUGAACAAGAGGACCAUGAUGGUCCUGAAUCGCGUUUAUUUAGGCAAGAAUUAAUUUUGGUUUUUGUCAUGAUGACAACAAUAAUAGACGCUUAUGUCAUUCGUAAGCAAAUUAGCCUUAGAUCAAGGGAAGUAACAAAGUAUAAUUGAUGUGUAUUUGGAAUCUUUCGGUUUUAACCGCACAGUUUUUUGUCGGUGACGUCACAUCACUAUUCGGAGUCAUUCGGGCAGUUCACAUGUUUCGAUCAGCUGGUGUAAUAGACACGAAAUUAUAAUUAGUUUAUCUUAUUUCAUCCGAUAAAGUUACAAUGCCUGGCCGGGGAAGAGGCGUUCGUAGGAAAGCAAGGAACCCUACAACUGCCAAGACAGUUUUUUGUCGGUGACGUCACAUCACUAUUCGGAGUCAUUCGGGCAGUUCACAUGUUUCGAUCAGCUGGUGUAAUAGACACGAAAUUAUAAUUAGUUUAUCUUAUUUCAUCCGAUAAAGUUACAAUGCCUGGCCGUGGGAGAGGCGUUCGUAGGAAAGCAAGGAACCCUACAACUGCCAAGAGGCAAUGUAUUGAUCUGCCAGAAGCGCCGGAAUCUGAUGAAAAUACAGCUCAACAGGUUCAGGGACUUAGCUCCAGAAGCAGAACUCGAACCAUGUCCGGUCCCAACCCAUCUGUGGAAUGUCUUCAAUCCAGAGCAAAGCAACUGUUGAAUGCCAGUUUAUCAGCUAACACCUUGGGUACAUAUAGAACAGCAUUAGUCACAUUUCAAGACUUUUGUAGUGUAUACAAAUUGAAGUUACAAUGGCCAAUAACUCAGAAUCAAGUAAUAUUGUUCAUUUCAUUCUGUUUUGAAAAAGGGCUUUCUCCAAACACAAUAUCAACUUAUGUAGCAGGUAUAACUUAUUAUAAUAAGUUAAAUGAAGGGUCAGAUUUUGGCGAGGUAUUUAUCAUUAGGAAACUGUUGGAAGGUUGUCGUAGGUCUAGGAAAAGAAGGGACCUUAGAGCCCCUGUCACUUUAAAAAUUUUAACCGAAAUCUGUUCCUUGUUACCAAUAAUUUGUUAUGAUGUUUUCGAGUCCAAGUUGUUCAAGGCUAUGUUUGUACUAGCAUAUUUUGGUAUGUUCAGGGUGAGUGAAUUAGUGGUGACAAAUCAGUUGGAGCUUAAUAGACCUGUGCAGUAUCAAGAUGUUACAUUCCAAAGUGAUAACACACAACUAACUAUAGUGCUGAGAAUGUCAAAAACAAAUCAUUCUAAUGCGCCCACAACAAUUAGGAUUAAAUGUGAAAAUAAUGAUAAGUUGUGUCCUGUAUGUGCACUUAAUGAUUAUAUUGUGGUAAGACCGAAAAUUAUUGGUCCGUUAUUCAUACAUGCCAAUAUGAAACCAGUUACCAGAUGUCAAUUUUCUGGUGUAUUAUCUAAAUGUUUGUGUUCUUCCAGUUUUGCCAGUGAAAAAAUUCGAUCACAUAGUUUUCGAAUUGGUAGAGCAACUCAGUUAGCAACAAUGGGUAUCCCUACAGAUGCAAUUAUGAAGUUAGGUCGUUGGCACUCUGGAGCCUAUAGGCGUUACAUACGUUUAUAGAUCGAAAUAGGUGUGAGGCAAAUGCUUUUAUGUUUCGUAAAUCUUCUUCUGCAGAUAUCUGGUUGUGCGGUGAUUCAAUUGUACAUUGGGCCGGUGUCCAGGCAGUGAAGACAGGCAAACCAGAUCUGAAACUUGAUAAAAAGGUGGGCUGGUAUGGUAUAAGGGGAAUGUCCUGGUCUUCGUUUAUUCACAGCCUUCAGCUAAAGAUAGCUUUUCAAAAGCCCCCUAGUAUUUUUAUGAUUCAUUUGGGUGGCAAUGAUGUGAGCAAGUUUUCUCUGUGUCGUAUUUUCAAUUUAAUAUCCAAAGGUUUGAAUUAUGUGGCAUCAACUUUUCCGGAGUGUGUUAUCAUUUGGUGUGACAUCUUGCCAAGGUUAAAUUGGGGUACUGGUCAAAUUUAUAAAAAAGCAGAUGGCAAAAGACGGCGUAUUAACAGGUUUGGUCGCCAAAAAGUUCUUGCUUUGCCCAAGGGCGACGUGUUGUCCAUAGACAUUGACACUGAUACCCCCGGAUUUUAUCGUUUAGAUGGGGUGCAUUUAUCACUGGUGGGGCUUGAAUAUUUUUUAGACGCUUUAAAAGACAAACUAGUUUCGCGGCUUUGAAUUUUGGGGGAUAAAUUUAUUUUGUGAAUGUGAAGUUGUAAUAAAUUUAUUGUGGCGGAAAAUUCUGGCAGCCGGGGAUCAUUUUUUGUAAGGUAUAAGGAAAAACAGUAUUGAAUGCAUUAUUUUUGGUUUGAUGUAUAAUUGAGCAAUUAUUUUACUGGGUUGUUGGUCCGCUUCGGCGGAAUGUUCAAUGAUCUGGUGAACUUGCUCGAUUACAUUUCAAAAUUUAGUUUUUUUCUGUGAGCACUGGGUUUUGCCCACAAGUUGUUGCUAUACUUGGUAUCUCCUAGGUGUCUCUUUGGCAUUAUAAUUUUUACAUGGAUAGGACAUUACAGUGCUAAAUAUAGCUAUUGCCAUUAAAAUUUUUGCUAUUGUGCACCGGCUAAUUGCUAUUGCCUGAUUAAUUGCUGGGUGCUUGUCACUGCCGAAUAAUUCUAUAGUGUUAGCACAAAAUUGGUUUUUGUCGACCGAAAUGUUGCUAAAUUAUUGUCCAAGUAUUAUGCAAGACAGAUACAUUGUGUUUUGCUAUUGUCUGUGGCAUAUUGUAUGGCCGAAAUAUUGCUAAAUUAUUGUCCGGAUAUUAUGCGCGACACAUACAUUGUGUUUUGCUAUUGUAUGUGCCAUAUUGUAUGGCCGAAAUAUUGAUAAAUUAUGUCCGGAUAUUAUGCAUGACAGAUACAUUGUGUUUUGCUAUUGUCUGUGCCAUAUUGUAUGGCAAAAAUAUUGCUAAAUUGUUACGAGUACUUUACGCGUAUUGUGCGCGGAAGAAUGAUUAAGUAACAGUUAUUAAACGGUGGCAUGUGUAUUGUACACACCUGGAUUUUUGCUAUUAUUAAAGUAUUAUCCUUCAUUGUGAAAAUUUUUAAUUUUGCACGACAGAAAUAUUAUUUAGUCUUGCUAAUUUAUUGUACUGAUUUAGUGCAUGGCAAAAACAUAGCUAAUUUCAAGUUUACUUGAGGGUGUCGGCAAUUUUUGGUCCUCGGUUGUUAGAAUUUUCAUUACAUUUUCUUGGCCUGGGUCACAGCGUGUGACAAAAUUCAGGCUAAAACAAUUAUUGUCAUAAAGAUGCGGCCAUAAACUAUCCAAACUUGUGUUAGGGAUUUUAUUAAUGUCUUGUUAUUGAUAACAAAGUAUUAUGCAAUAUGUUUUUGUGAAUCAGUUUCAAAUAAUUAAAACAGGUUUUGCAAAGAAUUCUGGUUUAUUGUGUAUAAUUCAAGUCCUUAAAUAAUACCGAUUAUUUUCUGAAUAGAAAUAACUCGCGUUUAUUUAGGCAAGAAUUAAUUUUGGUUUUUGUCAUGAUGACAAAAUAAUAGACGCUUAUGUCAUUCGUAAGCAAAUUAGCCUUAGAUCAAGGGAAGUAACAAAGUAUAAUUGAUGUGUAUUUGGAAUCUUUCGGUUUUAACCGCACAGUUUUUUGUCGGUGACGUCACAUCACUAUUCGGAGUCAUUCGGGCAGUUCACAUGUUUCGAUCAGCUGGUGUAAUAGACACGAAAUUACCACCCACCACACCCUUCACAUACAUAUGGAUAUAUAUAUAUAUAUGUAUUAUUAUGUGAUAAACCAUAACAUGAUAUAUUGACUUUGUUACUUUUACAAAGAUACUGCUGUCAGUUAUAUAUUUUCAGGCUGCCAAAUUGUGAGGUCUGAUGUUGCCUGGUGAUGACCCCUACCUUUAUGGAACAUAUUCAGCCGUUCUGGUUGCAGACCUGUUAUUCAACCAGGACAUGUACCUAAUUACAAUACUGGGAAUUUCAAUUUACAUUCAGUCGAUUUGUGGUCAUCAGGAAUCUCUAGAAUUUGAAAGUCUAGAAAUUUAGUUCCAUAGGGCGUCAUCAUAGUACAAAACUUAUAGACAUCAGAGAUAUAUCAUACUCAUUAUAUCGGUUGGCAGCAUAAAUAAACUUUUCCUUUGUCGAGGCAACAGCAGAGCAAUAUUUGUAUCUAUAUAAAUGAAAAAGGAUUUCGGAUAGAUCGGAGCUAUAUCGGGCUUGAAAUAGCAGUUAGCAGCAUAAUUAACGUUCAUUUGCGGAGGCUGCAACAGAACAAUAUUCUUAUCAAGCAACUACAGACUUCGUAUAUACCAAAGCGGUAUCGGGCUUAUUACAUUGGUUAGCAGUAUAAAUAGCAAUUUCAUUUGCGGAGGCAGCAAAAGAACAAUUUUCUGGUCAAUCAAAUACAGAUUUUGUAUAUACCUAAGCGAUAUCAGGCUUAAUACAUCAGUUUGCAGCAAUAUAAACUUUUAAUGUGUGAGGCAGCAAUAGGACAAUGUGCAUAUGAACCAAAUAACUUAGUAUAUAACAGAGUUAUGUGAGGCUGGAUAUAUCCGUUAACACUGUAUAAAUUUGGGUAAUAUCAGUAAACGGAUCUUAAGAGGUAGCAACAACAGAACAAUUUUCAUAGCGGUAUUGUAGGCAUGAACAUUUAGGUGGAUUUUAAUUCGCCUUUAGUAACGUGUUGAACCUAAGAGUGUGGUUUGAGACAGAUGAUACAUUGGAUGUUCGGGCAUUCUAUAGACAGAAAAUGUGUUAUGAACAAAAAUGAACAACACAAUUUUGUUUUAGUAUGUUUAUUAGGCAUAAUACAUACGGUGUUUCGAGCAUUUUAAUUCAGUAUCAGAAUAGACAUUUUAUUAAUAUGUGUGUUAUUAUUUUGUUUUGUUAUUCGAGUGCUUAAUUAUUUCUGUUGAAACUGUUUUAUAUUGAAACUCCUGAAUUAUUGAAUUUUUAAUGUUAUCAUGCUUGCAUGUGCAAGCAUUGUUUACAAACAAACAGGUAUUAACUACGUGACAUUGCUGAAAUUGAUGAAUAUUAAGAAGUGUUGUUUUGUAGGGUGUUCUUUAGCAGUGUUAUAAAUCAUAUUUUAACCGUAAUUUGAAGUAAAGGUACCUGUCGCAUCUUAACUGAGGAUUCUGACGACUGAGGGUCAUUUGUGCUUGUACACUUAGUCGACAUUUGCUUUCAUGGCCUAUAAUAUUAGGUGGGAUAUUCAUGGAAGUGGAUGUUUGUAUUAACUUGAUUUCGUUAGGUAAUAAUCUAGCAAUACUUUGCUGGGUUGUUGGUCCGCUUCGGCGGAAUGUUCAAUGAUCUGGUGAACUUGCUAGAUUACAUAAAAUUCUGGCAGCCGGGGAU